CACAGUCAGGGGAAUAAGGAAGACUGAGAUCAGUGAUAUCCAGCACAGCUUGUUAUCCUGCCAUCCACCUGAGACUGUGAGAUGAAGACCCAGCAGCAUCUUCAUGUGGCCACUCCAGUAAGGCAGAGCCUCGCCCUGACUAAAGUAGCAGGGACCUCCAUUUACCUCAAGCUGGAUUCAUCUCAGCCCACAGGAUCCUUCAAGAUCAGAGGCAUCGGACACCUCUGCAAAACAUGGGCAGAGCGAGGAUGUGAGCGGUUUGUCUGCUGUUCAGGAGGAAAUGCCGGUAUGGCAGCAGCUUAUUCUGCCCGUCAGCUCGGGGUACCUGCAACCAUAGUAGUUCCAAGUGUUACACCGAACCCAACAGUGGAGAGGCUGAAGGACGAGGGCGCCACUGUGGUUAUCCACGGCAAGGCUCUGAAUGAAAGCAUUGAAUACGGGCAGCAGCUUGUGGCAAACAACCCCAACUGGAUAUUCAUCUCUCCCUUUGAUGAUCCCCUCAUCUGGGAAGGCCACACAUCUCUGGUGAAGGAGCUGGAGCAAGACUUGAAGGAGAAGCCGGGAGCAAUCGUGUUGUCAGUGGGAGGCGGAGGCCUGCUGAAUGGAGUGGUGGAGGGACUGCGUCGUGCCGACUGGGCUGACGUGCCCAUUGUAGCCAUGGAAACCAUGGGAGCACAUAGCCUCAAUGCAGCAGUGAAAGCUGGGGAGUUGGUCACUCUACCUGAAAUUACCAGUAUUGCAACCACACUGGGCCUGACGAGAGUGUCUGCACAGACUUUUAAACUGUUAGGCAAGCACACAGUUUUCUCAGAAGUAGUCACAGACCAGCAGGCUGUAAAAGCUGUGGAGCGCUUUGUAGAUGACGAGAAGGUCCUGGUGGAGCCUGCCUGUGGUGCUGCCCUGGCAGCCGUGUACAGCGGCAUUAUCAAAAGGCUGCAGGAAGAGGACAAGCUGGCGCAGCGCCUGGGCCCGGUGGUCAUCGUGGUGUGCGGCGGCAACAACAUCAGCAUGGAGCAGCUAUGGAGGCUGAAAAAGCAGCUUGGUGUUAUCUAAGGGGGGCGACUACCUCAGGUCUUCCUGGCCUUUCCCUUAUUCCUCCAUCAGCUGGUCUCAAUCCAUAAACCCUCUCGUUCAUGUGCUCCAUAGACCGAAUCAUUCCAGACUGUGAGACUCUCCUGAGCACUGACGCUGACACAUGUGAGAUUGAGCUACUGGACAGAUUUUUUUAAAAAAAUCCUGUAUUGUGAUGCUGCUCUGGUAGAGAUAGUUUUUGACUGGAGAGACCUCUGUGAAAAAUAAUAGUAAUACACUGACACAUUUAGGCAGUUAUUGUAUUAAGUUUGCUUGAUUGUAUUAGGUUUGCUUGUAUGUUGUUCUUUUGUUUUGUACAUUGAACUGUAUUCUUAAAUUAAUAAAUUAUAUUUCGUAAUAAUAA
Epinephelus moara (kelp grouper) is the source of this 1435-nucleotide messenger RNA. RefSeq names its product L-serine dehydratase/L-threonine deaminase-like. The record is from RefSeq and is a predicted model, not a curated record. Bases 82 to 1053 code for a protein of 323 amino acids. Gene Ontology annotation, biological process: L-serine catabolic process; L-threonine catabolic process. Gene Ontology annotation, molecular function: threonine deaminase activity; pyridoxal phosphate binding; L-serine ammonia-lyase activity. Lineage: Eukaryota; Metazoa; Chordata; Actinopteri; Perciformes; Serranidae. The transcript has 8 exons.